GCUGCUUGUGCAAACAGCUGUUCACCAGGCCGCAUUUUCUAGUUCCAAUUUACAUUUUCCUGCUUAGUUUGAUUAUCAUUGUUUUUCUUUUCUUUUUGUGUGAAUAUUAACACAAGCAGCCGCUAAAUUGUUGUUUUUAACGCUGGUAAAGCGUAUAGCUAAGCAUACCGCCUAGCAUCGAACUCAAUCAACAUGAAUUUCCUGCGCCAAACAUUCAACGUUACGAAACAGUUGACGACCCAGGCACUGCAGAGCAACUAUUUGACGGCUGCAUUGCGCGGGAUGGCCUCGUUGAACCAGAUGCAUCGCACAGGACCUCACAUUAAGAAGCGUCCGCCGCGUCAGCCGCUGGAUGGGAAACCCUUUGCCAAGGGCGUGGUCCUCAAGACGCUCAUCAAGAAGCCAAAGAAACCGAAUUCGGCCAAUCGUAAAUGCGUGCUGGUGCGUCUGUCCACCGGCAAGGAGAUGGUCGCCUAUAUACCGGGCAUUGGACACAAUCUGCAGGAGCACAAUAUUGUCCUGUGUCGCGUCGGUCGGCUGCAGGAUGUGCCCGGCGUCAAGCUGAAGGCGGUGCGCGGUGUCUACGACCUGGCGCAUGUCAUCAAGAAGGGCCAAUAAACUAACCAUGUAAUUCUACUCUCUCUCCCUCUUUCUAUAUAUAUACAUAUAUAGUCUGUAUAAAUAAAGAUAGCCAAAACAAA
Drosophila arizonae is the source of this 701-nucleotide messenger RNA. It is a transcript of the gene tko, whose product is annotated as 30S ribosomal protein S12 technical knockout. The record is from RefSeq and is a predicted model, not a curated record. Lineage: Eukaryota; Metazoa; Arthropoda; Insecta; Diptera; Drosophilidae. Gene Ontology annotation, biological process: translation. Gene Ontology annotation, molecular function: structural constituent of ribosome. Gene Ontology annotation, cellular component: small ribosomal subunit; ribosome.